Rhagoletis zephyria (snowberry fruit fly) is the source of this 627-nucleotide messenger RNA. The record is from RefSeq and is a predicted model, not a curated record. Lineage: Eukaryota; Metazoa; Arthropoda; Insecta; Diptera; Tephritidae.
AUGCACUCGGUGGUGACCAACUUUGGCCCACUUUGCGAGUGGAACGUCAAGACGUGGUUUCCGCCCAUUGCACUUGCCAUUCGCUAUCUUCAUCACAGCAAAAUCGCCCACCUGAACCUCUCUCUCAACAGUAUUCUUCUGGAUGAGCACUACAAUCCUUAUGUAACCGAUUACGCGCGUAUCGGGGAACUUGCCAGCGGUGGUCCUGUUGCCCUUCCUAAAGCUUACAGUUCUCCGCAGAUGCUGCAAAAGAGUCCCUUUAAUCGCUUCAAGCAGGAUGUCUGGAGUUUAGGCGCGGUCUUCUUCACAAUGCUCAACAAAGAGGAGCCUUUCAGUGAGAGUGACACUGACGAGAAUGUCUACGCAAAGAUGCUUGCCAAGUCUUUUCAGCUGACGCCUCACGUUGAAGCAAAAGUGAGUUCGACUGCAAAAGAACUAAUUCAAGAGACGCUGGAACCGGAUGAAGAAAAGCGCGCUUCUUCUGAGACUCUUUGCAAACACUUGUGGAUGCCGGCUGUUUUUGGCGAAGCCCAAAUGGUCAUAACACAAAUGGAGAACGAGUAUCGAGAGGAGGCGUUCAAGAAGAUUGCCCAACCCGCCUCUGAUCAGCCGCCACAAAAGCAGUAG